Messenger RNA from Tarenaya hassleriana, 2609 nucleotides. Its product is annotated as homeobox-leucine zipper protein HDG1. NCBI's taxonomy places the organism in Eukaryota, Viridiplantae, Streptophyta, Magnoliopsida, Brassicales, Cleomaceae. The record is from RefSeq and is a predicted model, not a curated record. Gene Ontology annotation, molecular function: DNA-binding transcription factor activity, RNA polymerase II-specific; DNA binding; lipid binding. Gene Ontology annotation, biological process: regulation of DNA-templated transcription.
AUGAGUUUCAGCGGAUUCCUCGAUGGUUUCUCAGGCGGCGGCGCCAGGCUCCUUCCCCACAUCUCGUACGGCAACCACUUGUCUCCUUCAGCGGCCGGUGCUAUUGCUCCCCCCCAACCGGGUGAUCUUGUCCCUCCUCUCGCCAAGUCCAUGUUCUCCUCUCCCGGCCUCUCCCUUGGCCUCCAAAUGAACGUAGAAAACAACGGAGCGGUGGCGAGAGGGAGCGAGAGUAUCGAGGUGAGUGCAAUUAGGCGGAGUAGAGAAGAGGAACCGGAGAGUAGAUCUGGCAGCGAUAAUGCCGAAGGAUUCUCCGGCGACGACCAUGAUGCCGCCGAUAGGCCUCCCCGGAAGAAGAGAUACCACCGACACACUCCCCAGCAAAUACAAGAACUCGAAUCGGUUUUCAAGGAGUGCCCUCACCCCGAUGAGAAACAGCGGCUCGAACUCAGCCGUCGGCUUAGCUUGGACCCUCGACAGAUCAAAUUCUGGUUCCAGAACCGCCGCACCCAGAUGAAGACACAACUGGAGCGCCACGAGAACUCUUUGUUGCGUCAUGAAAACGACAAGCUCCGGUCGGAGAACAUGUCGAUACGCGAGGCCAUGAGGAACCCAAUAUGCGGCAAUUGCGGCGGACCCGCCGUGCUCGGCGAAGUGUGCCUCGAGGAACAACAUCUCAGAAUCGAGAAUGCUCGCCUCAAAGACGAACUCGACCGCGUCUGUGCCUUAGCCGGAAAAUUCCUCGGCCGUCCCAUUCCAUCCGUCUCCGCCUCACAUCCCUUGCCCGACUCCGCUCUCGAGCUCGGUGUCGGCUCAAACGCCGGUUUCAGCCUCGCCGCUAACGCUGGAUUUGAGAUUUCGGUCCCCGGCGCCAGCUUGGCUCCGGUGACCCGACCGCCGUCGGCUAAUGCCGUGAAUGUCACUGGACUGGAACAUAGACCGAUGUAUCUGGAGCUGGCAUUAUCCGCCAUGGACGAGCUUGUGAAGAUGGCGCAAGCGCGAGAGCCACUUUGGGUGAGAAGCUCCGAGUGCGGACGCGAAGUGCUUAACCGCGAUGAGUACGACAGGACUUUCUCGUCUUGUGUCGGACCGAAACGAGAAGGGUUCGUGUUGGAAGCUUCUAGAGAGGUCGGGAUGGUCAUCAUCAACAGCUUGGCCCUCGUCGAGACCUUGAUGGACUCGGAACGAUGGGCAGAUAUGUUUCCGUGUAUGAUUGCAAGAACUUCGACCACAGAAAUCAUCUCUAGCGGCGUGGGAGGGACACGAAGCGGCGCUCUUCAGCUGAUGCAAGCGGAGCUUCAGCUGCUGUCCCCACUCGUGCCAGCUCGACGAGUGAGCUUCCUGCGGUUCUGCAAGCAGCAGGCGGAGGGUGUGUGGGCAGUGGUGGACGUCUCCAUCGAUGGUGCCAUAAGAGACAGCUCGGCCGCAACCGUGUCCGGGUCGCCUAGCUGCAGAAGGCUUCCUUCCGGUUGCCUUGUUCAAGACAUGCCCAAUGGCUACUCCAAGGUGACGUGGGUGGAGCAUGCGGAGUACGACGAGAGCCAGAUUCACCACACGUACCGCCCCUUAGUCAGAUGCGGCUUGGCGUUUGGAGCGCACCGGUGGGUGACCUCUCUCCAACGCCAGUGCGAGUUCCUCACCAUCCUCAUGUCCUCCUCCCCAGACCAUUCUCCCAUAAGCUCAAGCGGGAGGAAGAGCAUGCUGAAGCUGGCGCAGAGGAUGACGGACAACUUCUGCGGCGGCGUGUGCGCGUCUUCGGCUCAGAAAUGGAGCCAACUGAACGUGGGGAACAUCGACGAGGACGUGAGGAUAAUGACGAGGAAGAGUGUGGACGACCCCGGCGAGCCUCCGGGUAUCGUCCUGAGCGCCGCCACGUCCGUGUGGCUGCCCGAGACGGCGCCUCGGAGGCUCUUCGACUUCCUAAGGGACGAGCGGCUAAGGUCCGAGUGGGAUAUAUUAUCAAACGGUGGCCCCAUGCAGGAGAUGGCCCACAUUGCCAAGGGCCAAGACCACUCCAACUGCGUCUCCCUCCUCCGCGUCAGUGCGAUGAAUGCGAACGAGAGCAGCAUGCUGAUACUGCAGGAGACGUCCAUAGACCCGGCCGGGGCUCUUGUGGUGUACGCACCCGUCGACAUCCCGGCCAUGCACGUCGUCAUGAACGGCGGGGACUCUGCCUACGUGGCGUUGCUCCCCUCCGGCUUCGCCAUCCUACCCGACAGCGGCGCCGGACGAACGGACGGCGAAGGAGGGUCGUUACUGACGGUGGCCUUCCAGAUACUGGUGAACAGUUUGCCGACGGCAAAGCUGACGGUGGAGUCAGUGGACACCGUUAACAACCUGAUAUCGUGCACCGUCCAGAAGAUCAGAGCGGCUCUUAGCUGCUGAAAACGGGGUUUCUUGAGUCAAGAACGAACCGGCGAACGGUGUUGAUGGUUCGGGUAUUGACUCGACAAAUGUAUAUUUGAUUUUUGGGGAAUGAUUUUUAUGUCGAAAUCAUUCGGAGAUAUGAGAAUGGUGAUUUAGAGAAAUGAGGGCAUACAUGCAAUUGUAAUCCCUAUGCAUGGCAUUACAAUUCGUUGAAAUAUCGAUGUGUUAUCUAGGAGUUUAAUCUA